UAUAAAAUACAGCCCGCUACUUCACUUUCUUAUUUCCUUCCUCUGUAUUCCUUGUGGCUCUCGUCUCCAUCGAGCAAUCGAUGGCAAAUACUCUGGGGAUCUCAUCGCCGCCAUCUUGGUUCCUUCACUCCAGGCUCGAGGCACUCGCAAAACCCUCUUCAACGGCAAGGAUAUCCUUCCGGCACGUCGGCCCAUACACCACUCCGCCGCUCCGCCCUCUCGCAGCUCGGUUAUCGGCCGACCUCAACGGGGAAGAAAGGAGUUGUCCGCAAGAGCCUGUACGGACUCUUUUGAUCGAUAACUACGACAGCUACACCUAUAAUAUUUACCAGGAACUGGCCGUCGUCAAUGGAGUUCCGCCCGUGGUUAUUCGCAAUGAUGAGUGGACAUGGGAGCACAUCAAAUACGACCUGUAUAAAGAAAAUGAUUUUGAUAACAUUGUUAUAUCGCCCGGGCCUGGCUCUCCAACAUGCGCGACAGACAUAGGGGUAUGCUUGCAAGUACUAAUUCAAUGCAAGGACAUUCCGAUAUUAGGAGUUUGUCUUGGCCACCAGGCAUUGGGUUUUGUUUAUGGUGCUCGAAUUGUCCAAGCCCCUGAACCAGUUCAUGGACGUCUGAGUGAAAUUGAACAUAUAGGUUGCAAUCUCUUCACUGGUAUUCCAUCUGGACGGAGAUCAGGAUUCAAGGUCAUGCGUUACCAUUCACUUGUUAUAGCUGCAGAAUCAAUUCCUGAGGAACUUGUGCCUACAGCAUGGAGUACUUCUGUGCGUACACAUUCUUAUUUUGAGACACAAGAAUCUGAUAUGCGUCGUGGUUCCUUUGUGAAUCAAACACAUAACUUCCAACCUUUUGGUGAUUUAGAGGGCGCUGGAUUGUCAGAUAUUGGCGUUUUAAAUGACAAGGAGAGAAGCAAAGUCCUUAUGGGUCUGAUGCAUCGUAGCUGGCCACAUUAUGGGGUGCAGUUUCAUCCUGAGAGCAUUGCUACCUGUUAUGGUAAGAAGAUCUUUGAGAAUUUCAAGAGGAUUACAAUUGACUAUGGGUUGAGGUCCAGCCUGCAAAAAAGAAAGAUGUCUGGUUCUUGUCAACUUCCUAACGGAUUUCAAAGAAGAAAUCUAUUGCAUAACAAAGCUGCCUCGAAGAAACUUCUACAUUUGUGUGUAAGCCCAACUCUUACACCUAGAAGCAUUGAUGCCAAGUAUCUACAAUUGCAAUGGAAGAAGAUUGAUUGCUUAGAAAGUCAGGUUGGAGGUUCAAAAAAUAUUUUUUGCAAACUAUUUGGAACUAUGAAUGCAGAGAAUACAUUUUGGUUGGAUAGCUCCUUCACAGAUCAGGGCCGGUCACGUUUUUCAUUUAUGGGUGGUAAAGGCGGUUCAUUGUGGAAGCAAAUAACAUAUAAAAUAUCACAGCGAAGUGAAAUGACAAGCAAAUCUGGAGGAUAUUUAUCAAUUCAAGAUGUCCAUGGUUCUGUGAAAACAAAGUUUCUUGAAGAUGGUCUAUUUGAUUUUCUUGAUAAGGAACUUCGGACAUUUCAUUAUGAUAAAGAGGACUUCGAAGGCUUGCCGUUUGACUUUUGCGGUGGGUUUAUUGGUUACAUUGGGUAUGAUCUCAAAAUUGAAUGUGGGGCAUCAUCUAACAGAUUCAAGUCGAGUGCUCCUGAUGCCUGUUUCUUCUUUGCGGAUAAUAUUUUAGCUGUUGAUCAUAGCAAUGGGGAUGUUUAUAUCCUGCAAAUACAUGACAAAUUUCAUUCUGGUUCUAACUUUGUACGACAAAGUUGCAAAGAGAACUCGUGGUUUAGUGAAACUGAAAAGAAGCUUCUUAGCUUGAAAGGCAUAGCUUCUAGAAAGUUGAAAAUGCAGAAAACGCAAGGAGGAUCUGCCCAAUGCAGAGGAACCUUUGUUGUUGAUAAAUCAAAGCAUCAGUAUAUCAAAGAUGUUGAGAAGUGUUUGGGAUUUAUUAGAGAAGGAGAUAGUUAUGAGUUAUGCCUCACAACUCAGAUGAGAAUGAGAGUUGCCACCAUAAAUGCUCUGAAUAUUUAUCUUGAUUUGAGAGAGGCAAAUCCUGCCCCAUAUGCUGCUUGGCUUAAUUUUUCAAGGGAAAAUUUAUGCAUUUGUUGCUCCUCUCCUGAGAGGUUUCUGAGGCUGCAUGAAUCUGGAAUACUUGAAGCAAAGCCUAUCAAGGGAACUAUUGCUCGUGGGAGUACAUCAGAGGAAGAUGAAUGUCUUAGGUUACAACUGGAGUACAGUGAAAAGGACCAAGCAGAAAAUCUUAUGAUAGUUGAUCUUUUGAGGAAUGAUCUCGGCCGGGUUUGCGAACCAGGUAGCGUCUGUGUGCCUCGGUUGAUGCAAGUUGAGUCUUAUGCAACCGUCCACACAUUGGUUAGUACAGUUCAAGGGAAGAAGAAUUCAAACACAAGCCCUAUUGAAUGCAUUAAAGCUGCAUUUCCUGGAGGUUCGAUGACUGGAGCUCCAAAGUUAAGAUCAAUGGAAAUUCUCGAUUCUAUUGAAAGUUCAUCCAGAAGCAUCUAUUCAGGCUCAAUAGGAUUCAUUUCAUAUAACCAAACAUUUGAUCUGAAUAUAGUAAUCAGGACCAUUGUUAUACACAAUGGGGAGGCCUCUAUUGGAGCUGGUGGGGCAAUUGUUGCUUUGUCUAAACCAGAAAAUGAAUACCAAGAAAUGUUGUUGAAAGCUAGGGCUCCAACCAAAGUUGUAGAAGGGCACACAACAGAUUUAGAUAAUUUUGACACUGCUAUGAAGCUUGCUGUUUGACAGUGGAGGAUACUUUUCAGAUUUCACAGCAAUACGGACAAAGAUAUAGGCUUCGUUUGGGACAAUUUUCUUUCUACUUCGUAACAUCUUUUUCUAGCACAAAAAUUUAAAUUUUUGUACUAGAAAGUUGCUUUAUGAAGCAGUAAGAAAGCCGUUCAUAGGCUUCUUUUGGGACGGUUUCUUAAAGCAACAUUCUAGUAUCAAAAUUUUAAUUUUUGUAUUAAAAAAUUACUGUAAGAAGCAAUAAGAAAGCCAUUCCAAAUGAAGCCAUAGUUUCAGUAAGAAAGCACAUUUCUGCUCCCAACUCAUCAGUAGGAUUUUAUAGCUGAUUGGUUAUUUAAAACAAUAUUUCUCUGCUUUCAUAUUCAUUUUGAUUUUUGUAAUAAGAUCAGUUGUGUACUAGAUGUAUUUUUUUCGUCAACUAAUAUAGUAUUUUUGUAUAUAUUCAUGUA
Dendrobium catenatum is the source of this 3217-nucleotide messenger RNA. Its product is annotated as aminodeoxychorismate synthase, chloroplastic. The transcript is spliced from 13 exons. The coding region runs from base 81 to 2765 and encodes 894 amino acids. Gene Ontology annotation, biological process: L-tryptophan biosynthetic process. Lineage: Eukaryota; Viridiplantae; Streptophyta; Magnoliopsida; Asparagales; Orchidaceae. The record is from RefSeq and is a predicted model, not a curated record.